AGAAGAAGAACAAGCAGGAACCUUUCUUCUGCUGCUGAGACAUGCACGGAACUCACGAAAGGGGGACACACACUAGUAGCGCUAAUGCUAGCAAGUUAUGUAGCUAGCUUUGCCGGUUCCUUCCUGACAAUAGUUCACCUUGCUUUUUCUCACCAGUUUACUGUCACUGUAUUUCAUUUGACUGCUAAAGGGCCGCAUGACAGUGACGGGGCUGUCUACGUGUCUACUGUUUGGUGAAAUAUUCAUGAUGCAGCUGAGGUGCCAACAAUGAGAGAAGGAGUGUGUGCUGUGUGACUCAGCUCUUGUGUAGCCAUGGAGAAGCCCUGGAGGCUGUGGGGGGCAAUAGAGCGUUGUACCCUGACUCUGGCCUCCUGGUCCUGGGGGGCUUGUCGCGUCUCCCUUUUGGCCCUCAUCCUCACCUUCCACCUGUAUGGAGGAUUUUUUCUCCUAGCACUUAUCCUAGCCUCUGUGGCAGGCAUUCUCUACAAAUUCCAGGAUGUGCUCCUCUACUUCCCAGACCAGCCCUCCUCCUCUCGCCUUUAUGUUCCCAUGCCAACAGGAAUCCCUCACGAGAAUGUGUACAUUCGCACCAAGGACGGUGUGAAGCUCAACCUCAUCCUGCUUCGCUACACGGGAGGCGACGCGCCUCCAGGAGUCAACCCUGGCAAUCAAAGCAGCCCCACUUCCUCUGCUCCACCCACCAUCCUUUACUUCCACGGUAAUGCAGGUAAUAUUGGUCAUAGGGUGCCAAACGCCCUGCUCAUGCUGGUCAAUCUGAAAGCCAAUGUGGUGCUGGUGGACUACCGUGGCUACGGAAAGAGUGAGGGUGAGCCCAGUGAGGACGGACUGUACCUGGACGCCGAGGCCACACUGGACUAUGUCAUGACCCGUCCUGAUCUGGACAAGACAAAGGUGGUACUAUUUGGGCGCUCCCUGGGCGGUGCUGUGGCUGUGCGCCUGGCAUCGGUCAACCCUCACCGCGUAGCAGCCAUUAUUGUCGAAAACACCUUCCUCAGCAUCCCCCACAUGGCAGCGACGCUCUUCUCCUUCCUGCCCAUGCGCCUGCUGCCCUUGUGGUGCUACAGGAAUCAGUUCCUGUCCUAUCGACAGGUGGCGCUGUGCCGCAUGCCCUCGCUGUUUGUGUCUGGUCUAUCGGACCAGCUCAUCCCACCCGUCAUGAUGAAACAACUAUAUGAGCUGUCUCCUACGCGGACUAAACGUCUUGCUAUCUUUCCAGAGGGCACACACAACGACACUUGGCAGUGUCAGGGCUACUUUGCUGCUUUGGAGCAGUUCAUUAAAGACCUGCUGAAGAGCCACGCCCACGAGGAGAGUGCUCAGCCCUCAUCUAGUGUCACCAUUAUCUGAAAUAAACAGCAGGGGACUGACUGUUGACUACAGGAUAUGAGCUGGAGGAAGUGACGGCUGUCGAACGCUUGAUUGGAUGGACUUCAUAGAUUUUUGGAAAGAAUGUACAUUUUUUUUAUGCUUUUGUCUGGGUUUAUAUUUUAUUUCAUUCUUUUUACCUUUUCACUUUCUGUAAAUGUAAUAUAUUUGUUAUCAUGAUUUUACAAUUUUAAGGUUAUAAAGGAGGGCAACAGUUCCCUCGUGGCUUCUUUUGUGUUCCAGCUAUGAAUGCAUGUUUUUGACCUUAAACGAAUGAAGCAAGAGCACACAUGCCCAAAUGCAAGACAUGUCACAACUACAAAAGACUUGCUGUAAAUGGGUCUUAAGAAAUGAACUAAAAUCACUGAAACAUUUUCUCAUAGUAGAAUAACCAUGUGAGCCCCUACAAUAUUUCAGUGAAAACUGAUUGUGACUGGAAUUAACAAUACUCUUCUUCUGGUAACCAAAAUGAGACACUGGUAAUAUGUAGGCCUAUACUGUAUAUAUCUUUGUUAAAACAUAACAUUGCACCUUUUAUUUGUUCUGAUUUACCCAAAUAGGCUAACAUCUUCUGAGCAAUACUUUGAGGAGCACUGCUGAGAAUCAUCAUUGCAUCAGCUUGGCAUGACAUGACAUUGUAGUGAUUAAUACUUCUAUAUACCAAUUUUAAAUUUUGUCAGGCACAGCAAAAACAAAUUUACUGAUUUGCUUACAGUUUAAGUGGUCAGGCAAAAAAAAAUUCUGUUUGUUACUUAUGCCUAUCAAAAAUAACUUGUUGAGAUCACAUUUCUUGUCAAACUACUUGUUUCAGUGCGACACGAAUAAGCUACAAGAUAAUCUCCCCGUUACUGUAUCCUGUUAAAGUACAACUGCCACACAGAAUAGUUUUUACUGUUAAAUAGACUCAAAGUUACUAUUUAGGGACUUUGGCUCCUGUAGUUUGGUAAGGAGCAAUUACUCUGUGUGUGGUUUGGUUAAUAAAUGAUGGAUGCAGAUUUAUUCAAGUCUAUCUGAGUACAGCACUAUAACACAUACCCAUAUGUACACUGACAUGUUACUGGGCGCUGUAAUCCUCCUAUCCAUACUGAGCGUGAAGAUAUGUUUAUAAUGUAAAAUUCUGCAAGAAAAUAUUCCAAAGUUGAGCGGAGGGUGAUAUGAGGCUUCAGCAGUCUCAGUAAGAGGAAUCGAGUGGGUACUUUCCAAGGUAGGGUCCACUGAGUAGAAAUAGACCUCUUUGUGUGGCUGCUCCUCCCUUCAGAUCAACAAGGAAAGUCUGGGAAAAUUCCGAAAGACGUAUUUUGUUUUUUACUCAGACUAAAGCGUCCUAUUAAAAGGACUGGAUUCUGUCCCCCAUCGCUUGCGCUCUAUAAGAACCAGGAAGGGAUUUCUUAAUGGCUAGACUAUAAAUAGCAAUAGGGUUGCAAAAGUCUGUCAAUAUUCAGAGUGGAAAAUACCCACGAGAAUUAACAGGAAUUUAUGUGAAUCUUUAGCGAUAAAAUGGAAAUAUAUUUGCAGAGGUUCUAUUAACCAUGUCAUGCCUUGGAUCAUAUUAUAUGCAGACAUAAUCCAUUUAUUUGCCAAAAUGUACUAAUAAAUAUGAUGUGAAAUGAGCUAAGUGGUGAGUUAGCUAGCCAGCAAGUUAGCUAACGUGGAAAGGUACUUUGAAAAUUUGAACCGACAAAGUGGCUGUGUGCAUACUAAGGGAUUAAAGUUAACCACCAAUUAAUAAUAUAUGUUUUACGAUACAGAAUUAAUACAAAUUGAUUAAUUAAGAGUAUUAUAAUGAUAUAAUACAGUCAUCCCAUUUACAAUAAUUCAAACCUAGGUGAAAGCAUGUAGUUCUUUGGCUCAGACAGAAGUUCAUACUUCUGAUUUCUAUUUAAUGGGAUUCUGCCAAAUGAACUGUACAUGUUAUAUAUUAUGCACCCCAUGUUUACAAUUCAUUUUUAUGGGCAUACUUUUAACCAAAACAUACCAUAAGACCUAGUAGUACUACAAAUCUUUCGACCCUUUGCAACCCUCGACAGGCGGAACCAUUACAGCGCCCAAUUACU
Anoplopoma fimbria (sablefish) is the source of this 3440-nucleotide messenger RNA. It is a transcript of the gene abhd13, whose product is annotated as abhydrolase domain containing 13. The transcript has 2 exons. Lineage: Eukaryota; Metazoa; Chordata; Actinopteri; Perciformes; Anoplopomatidae. The record is from RefSeq and is a predicted model, not a curated record. Bases 313 to 1368 code for a protein of 351 amino acids. Gene Ontology annotation, molecular function: palmitoyl-(protein) hydrolase activity. Gene Ontology annotation, cellular component: membrane.